This is a messenger RNA of Chrysochloris asiatica (Cape golden mole), 948 nucleotides long. RefSeq names its product olfactory receptor 5V1-like. NCBI's taxonomy places the organism in Eukaryota, Metazoa, Chordata, Mammalia, Afrosoricida, Chrysochloridae. Gene Ontology annotation, biological process: G protein-coupled receptor signaling pathway. Gene Ontology annotation, molecular function: G protein-coupled receptor activity; olfactory receptor activity. The transcript has a single exon. The record is from RefSeq and is a predicted model, not a curated record. The coding region runs from base 1 to 948 and encodes 315 amino acids. Gene Ontology annotation, cellular component: membrane.
AUGGAUGUCUAUAACCUAACAACCUUCACGGAGUUCAUCCUCAUAGGGCUCUCUGAUCUUCCUGAGGUACGCUACCCUCUCUUCAUUGCACUUGCUGCUAUGUAUCAGAUCACCUUAAUGGGAAAUUGGGCCAUUCUUCUUGCCAUUGGAACUGAGAAAAAACUGCACACACCCAUGUAUUAUUUUUUGGCAAAUCUGUCCAUUAUAGACAUUUUCUACUCAUCAACUACUGUUCCCAAGAUGCUCAAGAAUCUCUUGUCAGAGAAGCAAAGCAUUUCAUUUGUUGGGUGUGCUUUGCAGCUUUUUUUCCUAGUAGGCUUUGUAGGGAAUGAAGUCUUCUUACUCUCUGCCAUGGCUUAUGACCGGUAUGUGGCCAUAUGUUUUCCCCUUCGUUACACCCUCAUUAUGACAAAGGGGCUCUGUGUUCAGCUUAUGGCCGUUGCCUGGGCAACAGGAUUUCUAAACUCUCUUCUGCACACAGUAUUCACAUUCCGCCUGUCUUUCUGUAAGUCUAAUCGAGUCAACCAAUAUUACUGUGAUAUCCCUCCAAUGGUGGCUCUAUCAUGCUCUUCUACAUAUGUGGCAGAAAUGCUUGUCUUAGUAGUAGGAGGUGUCUUAGGAAUCAGCGCCUUCAUGAUAACUAGUAUCUCUUAUAUCUAUAUCAUAUCCACAAUCCUGAAAAUCCAGUCAGCUGAAGGGAAGCGCAAAGCCUUCUCCACAUGUGCUUCUCACCUCCUUGUAGUUGGUUUGUUCUAUGGCACAACGAUAUUUACUUACAUCCGCCCCUCCUCUAGUUACCAAUCCUCAGCCAGAGAUAGGCUCAUCUCAAUGCUGAAUGGAGUUAUUACCCCAAUGUUCAACCCUAUAAUCUACAGCUUGAGAAACACAGAAGUAAAAGGAGCUCUUAGAAAGAUUUUAUGCCAUAAGGCAUGUUUAGAACAAACAUGA